Messenger RNA from Podarcis lilfordi (Lilford's wall lizard), 15711 nucleotides. NCBI's taxonomy places the organism in Eukaryota, Metazoa, Chordata, Lepidosauria, Squamata, Lacertidae. The record is from the annotation of a GenBank genome assembly.
AUGCCGGCGCCUUACACGCGGAUCCUGGGGUGAGCACACGCCCGCCGUGGCCCCCUCGACUCCCUCUGUCUGCACCCCACUUCUGACUCUCCCUGACCCCCCACCCCCGUUUCAAUGCAACACUGAACCCCCUUCCCCUUUCUUCCCCAGUCUCCAGCCUCCGCGAUCUCGCCUCUCCAAGCCUCUGCCCCUCUCUCUCUCUUUCCACCCCCCAUCCCAUCCUUGGCCCCCCAACUUCUGCUUCAAUCCUUUCGGCAGAUCUCAUGGAGUUCAAGGGAAUGACCUUCGCUUCGAAGGGUGUUUGAGGUCCCAGCCUUCCGCCCACCCCAUAGCGAUUGCUUUGCACCCCACUCUUCUUUGGGGUGGUCCUGGAGGAGAGGGGUUCGCUUAAGUGGGGUGGGCGGGCGGGAAGACAAAUACCCAUGCAAAAAGCAAACAAACAUGCCCCUUCUCCCUGGUGUGUUUUUAUUCCAUAAUAAUCUGCAUGUGAUUUUUAGAAUAACGUGAUGCCAUUAAGAAAAAAAUGCAACGCAAAGCUCCUCUUACUUCAUGUGACUGGAGUAAGAACGGGACUGUCUCCCUGGGGGUGAAGAGAAGUCCAGCCUCAGUUUGCACGUUCUGUGAAAUGGGUAUAAGGCGUUCGGAGCCGUUUGCUUCCGCCACGCGAGGCCUCCUGUCCCUUCCCAACUGUGCUCAUGUAUCCCUUCCUGACACAUAGCUGAAUAUUGCAAGGGGGUUGGAUGAGAUCACUCCACCACCACCCGUCCCUUCCAACACUUGAGAUUUGAUGAUCCUGCCUCUAUCUCCUUUAGAGAUGCUCCCCCUCCCUUUAUUCUGUCUGUCUCCCUUCCUUGUCUGUGCCCCUGUCUAAGAUGCAAAUGUGGACCCCCUUCUGAGGUUAAAACUCUAAAACUGUACCCCCCCCCCCCAAUUGUGCGAAGGAGCUUCUAAAUUUUGGGUGCCCUGCUUCCUUUUUGCAGGCAGAGUGUUUGCAGCCGGGGGACACAGAUGAGUCCUUGUGCUCUGGCAACGCCACCCUUGUUUGUUAGGCUCUCCUCCGCCUCGGCCUCCUGCCUCUCGCUCUCCACGUCACCCACAAACACCCCCCCUUCCUCUACAACCUUUUACCCAUAAGAGGAAACAGCAAACCUCCGGAGCCCAAUCACCUCUGCUUUGUUUUAACAGCUCUUAAUAUUUCCUCUUCGAUUGCCCUCCUCCAGAUAAACCAAGGCUAGGACACUAAUCCGGGUCCUAAAGAGUUGCAGGAAGAUCUCUCUCCCUGCAAACAAACAAACACACACAUACACACACACACGCUGCAAUCUCCAGUUGCAGCCCUGGGUCUCAUCCUCCCCAUGCAAGCCUCGCAGCCAGCUUGAACCCAUCCCGUUUUAUAGCUGUCAAUCUCCUGGCUCCUGAUUACCUCACCUUGGCUACCUUCUUUAGCCUUUGGACACACAAACAGAACACACACAGAGGGCCAGUCUGUAAAAUGGGAGCAGCAGUGACAGCUAGGGGGUGAUCGUAAAGCAAAUACGCACAUUUUAAAACGUGGGUAUGUUGCACGCACGGCUUCCAGCCCCAUCUCUGCCACAGAGUCAUUUUGUGGCCUUGGGUCAGUCACAUUCUCUCUCUCUCUUGCUCCGUGCCUCAGUUCCUUUACCUGUAAAAUGGGAGCAAUAUUCAGUCAUAGUUGGUUUAUUUAGAGUGUUUGUACCUUGCUCUUCAGGGUGGCUUACAUACACUCAAAACAAGACAGUCCCUACCCACAGGCUUAUCAUUUAACCCCUUCCCCAAAGGGGGGAAAAACAUGACACACAAGGUAAAAGGUACGGGAGGGAAGAGGAAACUGACAUCACAGGAUUCUUGUGAUGUGCAUCCACUUUUUUAAACGAAACAAAACAAUGAAUGGAGUGUUCUGCAGGAACAAUCCAUUGCGACGUUCUGUAGCCUGUCUGCAAGACAGUCCUUCUUCCCCGCCACACGCAUCAAGCGUUCCCAUUUUACAGAUGGAAAACUGAGGCCGGUGGUUUGUUGUUGCUUUAAAAGUGUCCUGUCGGAGGUUGAGCAGUUAGGUAGGUGGAAAGGUGCAAAAGCUGAACCCUCUCCGAAUGAAUCGGAAGGACUCUGUUGGUCCCCGCAGCGUCGGAGUCAAAGCACCUGGGGAGGAAAUCAGUGGGGGAGAGGAAUUGCUGUAGCUCACAGGUAGGGCAUGCACAAGGUCCCGGGUUCAAUCCCCUGGUAGGGGCCAGAGUUCUCCUUGAAGGUUGUUGGUUGAUCGAAGCAGGAUCCAGUCUCCUUAAUUUCUCCCCCGCCCCGUGCAAAGUUGCAGACAAAGUAGGACACUUUUUGUGAUCUGAUCUAGGCUUGCCUCCCCCCCCUUCUUUUUUAAUUAAGACAACUCCCCGUGGCAGUGGGGAGAUGCCACAUGGGAGCUGUGGGGCAAGGCGGGGAGGGCCUGCGCCUCUAUCUGGGAACAACAUGUUCCCGCACGCAGGCAGGUCUCCGACCCGGCGCCCUGGGGGCAUGGCCGGGACCUCCCCCCCCCCCGCUCCGCCGGGAGCCUUAGCUCGGGUGAAAGUCCACGCCACCGUGUGGGCCGUGUGGCCUGGCCCUUUGCCCUUUGCCCUGCCGCCUGGAGCCCAGCCAAGGUUCCUCGCUGUGGGUCCUCUGCCAAUCCGGGGGGGGGGGGGAGAAGCAAACCCUUUCCCCAGAUCUCCCAUGCAAGGGUCAGUGAGGUACGUACAUGCUCACAAACAGUCUAGGGUCCACAGAUCCACAGCCGUCGAUAUUGUCCUAGGACAGGCGUCCUCAACCUCAGCCCUUCAGAUGUUGUUUUUUUUUUGGACUACAACUCCCAUGAUCCCUAGCUAGCAGGACCAGUGGUCAGGGAUGAUGGGAAUUGUAGUCUCGAAACAUCUGGAGGUCCGAAGGUUGAGGAAGCCUGUCCUAGAAUCUGAGAGGUGGAAGCACAGCUGUCAACGUUUCCCUUUUUUAAAAAGGGAAAUUCCCUUAUUCCGAAUAGGAUUCCUCGCAAGAAAAGGGAAAAGUGGACAGCUAUGGGUGGAAGGGACCCUGGGGUCAUCUAGUCCAACCCGCCGCGAUGCAGGAAUCUCGACAAAAGCAGCCGUGACAAAUGGCCGCCCAACCUCUGCUUAAAAGCCUCUGAGGAAAGGAGAGUCACCCUGGUCUCACGCACGCAAGUUCACGAGCGUGCACAUGGAGUUUUGUGGCGCAUGGUGCAUGCGUGUUAGGCAUGGAGCUGGGCUUUGCCAAUGGGAUUUGCCUGCUUGCCUUGGUGACAAAGGCCUUUGGGCACCUCCUUGUUAUUUCACCCUUGAGCAAACCUCCUGAUAACUUGCAAACGCCAUAUUUUAUUUUUAAAAAGAAAAUAUGCUUUGAGCGGGGAGCUUGCCAGCAAGGCGGCAUGCGUGCCACCCUCUCCCGCCCGCAACCUGCUGCUUUGCGCAUAGGGGACAGGCCGUAGCUCAUUGGUAGAGCGUCCAGAAAGCCCCAGGUUCUUUCCUUCCAGGUAAGACUCCCUGCCCAAAACCAGCGUUCAAAAUUCACCAGGCACAUUUUGCAUCCGGCUAUUGGCCACUUGAGGGACGCGGGUGGCGCUGUGGGUAAAACCUCAGCGCCUAGGACUUGCCGAUCGUCAGGUCGGCGGUUCGAAUCCCCGCGGCGGGGUGAGCUCCCGUUGCUCGGUCCCGGCUCCUGCCAACCUAGCAGUUCGAAAGCACCCCCUGGUGCAAGUAGAUAAAUAGGUACCGCUUACUAGCGGGAAGGUAAACGGCGUUUCCGUGUGCUGCGCUGGUGCUGGCUCGCCAGAUGCAGCUUGUCACGCUGGCCACGUGACCCGGAAGUGUCUCCGGACAGCGCUGGCCCCCGGCCUCUUAAGUGAGAUGGGCGCACAACCCUAGAGUCGGACACGACUGGCCCGUACGGGCAGGGGUACCUUUACCUUUACCUUUACCUUUAUUGGCCACUUAUGGGCGAGUGAAUAUGCCCGGUUGCCAGGACACUGCCUGACUUCUCUUCGUGCCUGGGGAUCCUUGGAUAUGCCUUGUUUACUCACACCAGCAACACAUCCUGUCGAAUUAUAGCCGUGAUGUUUUAUCCGCACAAUCAGAAUGCAUUUUGGGAACCCAAAAGUCAUGCAGGGAAAUACGACUUUAGAGCUGUCCAGCCCCAAAAUGGCAAAUAGAUCUUCGGUUUUGGCGACUGUAAUCCUGAUUCAAGGAUCCAUUCGCUGCCUAGCUUAUGUAUCGUGAGUUUCUAGCCCUGCCUGGAAUUCUGGAAAGCCACUUUUGUCCGGUGUAAAUGAUAAGGAACAAGGUGGAUUGAUGGUCUGACUCAGGGAAAGCUACCUUCAGAUGUUCACCAUCACAAGUACAGUGGUACCUCGGGUUCCAGACGCUUCAGGUUCCAGACUCCGCUAACCCAGAAAUAGGACCUCGGGUUAAGAACUUUGCUUCAGGAUGAGAACAGAAAUCGUGCUCCGGCGGCGUGGCAGCAGCAGGAGGCCCCAUUAGCUAAAGUGGUGCUUCAGGUUAAGAACAGUUUCAGGUUAAGAACGGACCUCCGGAACGAAUUAAGUACUUAACCCGAGGUACCACUGUAUUCAUCUCAGUGUUUCUCACCUGCCCCAGGUGCUGUUGUGCAUUGUGGGGAAAUCUGCCAGCGUUUAUGCGAUACCUUCUCUCCAUUCCCAAAAGGCAAUUUAAGUUAGACUCCCAUUAUCGCUCAUUUUGGCGAUGGAGCUGUUUCGUUCCACGUCCUCAUUUUUUUCGUGUGGCUCCAGCCUGUCUAACACGUUUGGCUUCAACCUUGAGGCGGAGGUAGCUUUUUGGGGGGGAGACGCUGACUUUUGGGGGGGACUUUGCAUAUAAACGUGGGCCGCUUAGAGAUAAGCCCCCCCCCACUCGUUCAUUCCCAAUGUGUUGUUUAUUGCAUAGAUUUGAAAACGACGAGGAAGGCGCCUGGGCCUCUUGUGCGGAAAUGCGCCCGCGCUGUUGUGCAGCGGCAUCUAAAGUUUCUGGGCAACGCAGGCGUCUGGCUUUGCGCAUAAACUCUGGCACAUAUGCUCACGGGUCGCGCAUACACCGGUUUUUGCCUGCCCAAGCUUGCGUACAAUUUGCACAUUUUGGAAGGUUGUGGGUGCCCCCGGGGGAAUCUCUCUGCCUAUUUCUGCACGAUUUAAACGCUCUGAUAAGGACUCGGGAGAGGCCUGGCAAACAAGAGGCCUGGGAAAAUUGAGAUGCCCAUCUAGGUUUCCUCCAGCUCCCCUCCUUUUUAUUUUCUUCUGCUCAUGUGGCUCCAUGCUUGAUCUCUCUCUCUCUCUCUCUCUCUCUCUCUCUCUCUCUCUCUCAGCCUUGGAGCCUCGUCUCUCAGAUGUUGGUCCGUAGCCCCAGUGCGCUGGGCGCAUGCCCCACGAGUGCUCCACGGGGACUUGGGCAAACUUCCGAGCCGGGUGAAGGAGUUUGUGGACCACGGGGUGCGACUCUGUCAGCCGGACAGCGUCCACAUCUGCGACGGCACUGAGAAGGAGAACGUCAAAAUCUUGAACUACCUGGAGUCCGAAGGCGUCAUCAAGCCAUUGGGGAAAUAUGAGAACUGGUGAGAGCAUUGGAGGGCGGGAGGCGGCCGCCCCCGGAAGCACAUGGCCAGCGCAUGUCCUGCAGAGCAUCCUGGGAGGUGGCUCUGUGGAGCCACUGGCCGGGGGAUGUGGGCACUGCCGCCACAAUCCUGUCAUUGGUCGGCUAUGCCACACAGGUUUGGGGGCAACAGAACGAACCUCGCUUUCCCCCUCUGUCUUCCCACGUAGCUGGCUAGCCAAGACUGACCCCAAGGAUGUCGCACGAGUAGAGAGCCGUACGGUCAUUGUGACGGAAAACCAGAGGGACACAGUGCCCAUCCCUGCGCCGGGGGUCAAAGGGCAGCUGGGCAACUGGAUGAAUCCACAAACAUUCAAGGGAGCAGUGGAUGAGCGUUUUCCUGGCUGCAUGAAAGGUAAAGAGAGAAUAGACAGUGGAUAGGACAGGGAGACUUUCUGAGAAGAGUUGGGCUAAAUUCUUAUUAUUAUUAUUCCCGUCUGUCAGGGUUGCCCCAGACACUCUGGGAGGCUCCCAACAGAUAUAAAAACACAACAAAACAUCAAACAUUAAAAACUGCCUUCAGAUGUCUUCUAAAAGUUGUGUCAUUCUUUAUCUCCUUGACAUCUGCUGGGAGGGCGGGUGCCACCACCGAGAAGGCCCUGUGCCUGGUUCCCUGUAAAACCUCGCUUCUCGCAAUGAGGGAACUGCCAGAAGGCCCUCAGAGCUGGACCUCAGUGUCUGGGCGGAGCAAUGGGGCUAAAUUCCUCCUGGACCUAGUUUAUUUAUUCUCUAGCUGUCCAUAGGCCUGUCCUUCUGCUCCUUUGCACCCUGUUAGCUCAUUGCUUCAAAUACGUAUCCGACCCACCUCAAGGGAUGUCUCCACCCACAAAAACUGUCCUUCUGUGAUUCAAUGACUCUUCCUUCAGCUGUGCCCCUGCCUCUGUUUGAGCUGCUGCCUGCACCUUCCCCUCCUGUGACUCCUUUGUUUUUUAUAUAUAUUUUAUUUUAUUAACAUAUAAAACACACGCAUAUACAUAUACAUUUACACAAUACACAUACACAACACACUACCUAAUUUUCAUAACAUAAAACAUACCUGCACUACUCUAUGUAAUACCUACCUAUACUAUACAUAUCAACAUACCUGCACACCUACCCCAUAUGGACACUGACCAAGUGACUUGACUUCCAGCCGUUCUUGUUCCGCUACUUUUAUUUUUCCAACUGGCUUAAGCUCAUUUCAUUAUUUCUUUAAUCUCUUCUUUUAUUUUAACUUUCCUUUCACUCUAAUCAUUUUCUGGAUUCACUCCGUAUCUGUCAGAAAUUCUACUUUUCCCACCUAAAUUUUGAUGUAUUCCUUAAAGAUUGCCCUCUCCUUAUUCACUUUUUGUACCAUGUUUCCUCUUAUCCUCCCUGUUAGCUCGGCAAUAUGGAAGUAUUCCAUCAUUUUAGGAAACCAGCCUGUUUUAGUUGGGAUGCUGCCGUUUUCCCAAUUUUUGGCAAUAGAUAACCUUGCUGCCUGUGACUCCUUUGUGCUUCCUCUCCCGCAGGCCGCACCAUGUACGUCAUCCCCUACAGCAUGGGGCCCAUCGGCUCGCCCCUCUCCAAGAUCGGCAUCCAACUCACGGACUCGGCCUACGUGGUGGCCAGCAUGCGGAUCAUGACCCGGAUGGGCACAGCCGCUCUUCGCACCCUUGGCGACGGGGAGUUUGUCAAGUGCUUGCAUUCGGUGGGGCGACCUUUACCCCUGGAAGGUGAGAGGGUCCUCUUUGGGGUUUUGGAAGUGGGGGGGCGACACCCCUCUUGGGACCCCCCCCCCCAAUGGUUAGGGACGAGGCUCAGGUUUCGAAGCAGCCUCUUGCUUCCCCCCACUGAGCCUGGGUCAGUUUUGCAAUGGCUGCUAGCGGAAUUAAAAUCAUGGGAUUGUAGAGUUGGGCAGGACCAGGUCAUGUGGUCUAAGCCUUUGCCAUGUGGGAAUUAGGGGCAGGGUCCUUAGGCUGACAGCCCUGCAGAAUACCGUAUUUUUUGCUCUAUAAGGCUCACUUUUACCCUCCUAAAAAGUAAGGGGAAAUGUGUGUGCGUCUUAUGGAGCGAAUGCAGGCUGCGCAGCUAUCCCAGAAGCCAGAACAGAAAGAGGGAUCGCUGCUUUCACUGCGCAGCAGUCCCUCUUGUUGUUCUGGCUUCUGAGAUUCAGAAUAUUUUUUUUCUUGUUUUCCUCCUCCAAAAACUAGGUACGUCUUGUGGUCUGGUGCGUCUUAUAGAACGAAAAAUACAGUAGAUCCUCUGGAAGUGCAAAAACUCUGCCAAACACUUCCUUCUGCUUAAAUUAUUAGUAGCAGAGAGAGAUUGUGUGGGGAAAGGCCAGUUUGGAUACACAUUUUCUUUUUAAUUUAAAUUUUUUUAUUAUUAAAAUAAUUCUACAUUAAUACAUACAUGUUACAAAUAUACAAACAUACAUUUCAUACAAUCUUUAAAAAUAAUCAUACAUACCCACACUCAAUCCCAGAUACUUCCUUUUCCCACCACCUGUCACCCCACCCUUGUGUUAGACUUCCAAUUUACUCAAUUGCAAUUUCUUUCCACUUCUAUUAUUUUCUCACACACACUUUUAAACCCAUUUUCUACUUCUUUUUCUGUUACACAUUUUUAUCCGUCUUAUUUAGUAUUUCAGUAUUUAUAACGGAACUUGUUUAUUGUAAUAGGAGUUCUGAUUUUUCAAUAUAAUUAUGCAAGUAUCCUUUAAACACCUUCCAGUCCUUGUCUGUCUUCUCUUUUGAGAUCCUUGUUUAGCUCUAACAAAGAUCCUUAAAGAGUCAGAGCUUUAGCGUGGUCACAUUCGCACCAGACAUUUUAAAGCUCUGUGAUACCGCUUUGAACUGUCAUGGCUCCCCCCCAAGGAAUUCUGGGAGAUGUAGUUUGUUAAGAGUCUUUCGGAGACACGCAUUCCCCUCUCAUGGCUACAGUUCCCAGAGUGGUUUAAGAAUCAAACCUUCUUGAUAGGGACCUCUGGGAAUUGUAGCUCUGUGAGCGGGUCUCCCAAGGCCGUGUUCUUCAAACCUUGCGUCCCCAGGCGUUGUCAGACUACAAUUCCCACCGCCCUCAGUCAAUGGUCAGGGAUGAUGGGAGUUGUGAUCCAGAACUAUCUGAAGAAGGCUGAUCUGAGAGCACCCAUAACAAACUACAGCUCCCAGGAUUCUCUGGGCGAAGCCAUGGCUAUUUAAAGGCAUAUGUUGUUGUUGUUGUUUAGUCGUUUAGUUGUGUCCGACUCUUCGUGACCCCAUGGACCAGAGCAUUCCAGGCACUCCUGUCUUCCACUGCCUCCCGCAGUUUAGUCAAACUCAUGCUGGUAGCUUUGAGAACACUGUCCCACCAUCUCGUCCUCCGUUGUCCCCUUCUCCUUGUGCCCUCCAUCUUUCCCAACAUCAGGGUCUUUUCCAGGGAGUCUUCUCUUCUCAUGAGGUGGCCAAAGUCUUGGAGCCUCAGCUUCAGGAUCUGUCCUUCCAGUGAGCACUCAGGGCUGAUUUCCUUCAGAAUGAAGAGGUUUGAUCUUCUUGCAGUCCAUGGGACUCUCAAGAGUCUCCUCCAGCACCAUAAUUCAAAAGCAUCCAUUCAAAAUCAGAACUCAGGGCUAAUUUCUUUAAGAAUUAAAGGGAUAUAGUAAUGCUUUAAAUGUAGGGUGUGGAUGCGGCCUUAGUUUCCUACAGUAUUAUUAUUAGUAUUAAAUUUGUAUAGCGUCCUUUAUCCAUAGAUUUCAGGGCGGUUCACAGCGUAAAACCGCAAGAUAAAACCACAAAAUGCAGAAUAAAAACCGGAACAAAACAAACCAGUAACUCCCCUCCCCAGUACAGCUGCUGGGAUACCCUCCAAGUCCUGUUGUUCAGAGGCAGGAGCGGAAUUCUUCCAUAAGAUUGCCAACCUCUGUUUAUCUCCUCCAAAUGCAGAUGAAUUGGUGAACAACUGGCCUUGCAACCCCGAGAAGACCCUCAUAGCGCAUGUCCCAGAACGCCGAGAAAUCGUCUCCUUCGGCAGCGGCUACGGGGGCAACUCCCUCCUGGGCAAGAAAUGUUUCGCCUUGCGCAUCGCCUCUUGCAUUGCCAAAGACGAGGGUUGGCUGGCAGAGCAUAUGCUGGUGAGAGGGAUGGUUUGUGAAGAUAGUUUGUGAAGAGGCAGGCCCGGCGGGGUAGGAUGAGGGGAACCGGGAGUCAGUGGCUAAAUUCCCUCCACAGUUUCAUAGUCUGUACAUGCUCAGAGGCACUCUUGGCUCCUCUUUACGGAGCCCCGGGGCCGGUCCUGACUUUGCGGGUUCAGUCUCGCAUGCCGGGUGGCGACGGCGCGAUGGAUUUCCUGCAAAGGGUUCUGGGAGCCUGGGAUAUUAUUCAGUUUGGGUUCGGCCGGGGCUUGAUAGCCAGGACUGGGGCAGGGAUGUGGGGCUUGGGAGCAAGGCCAAAGGACAACGGGGUGUUUACAUUGCCUCAGGGGGAUAUUUAACGAGCAAAUAUUAAUUGGUUAAUGAGUGGCAGAGGACUGCUGAAAUCCCAAAUGUGCGAGGAUGGGUCUGACGCAUGGAAGGGAAGGGGGGGGGUGGAGGUGAAUUUUUUAGGUCUUUCGUCAGGACCCAGAGGGCAUUGACCCAGGUGGAAGGGCAGUCGAGGGGACCCACGGCGGCGGGUGUGUAAGUGCAAAGCCUUGUGGGAAAACUUGUGAGGAUUUUCGCUGCAAAAUAAGUGUUCAUGGCUGAAACAGCCUACAAAACAUCGUGGGUAAUUUGGGGAAUGCCAUUAACUCUCCAGAAGAGCAGUUUACCUUUGUGCGUUGAGUGAAGGUUUCAUUAUUUAAAAAAUGGCCCUAACAAUCCAUUGCUUCUGGUUGAGCCAUUUUAAAGAGUUGCUUCGGAUAACCCUCUGAUCCAAGACUCGGCAGGUGUUUAGACAAACAGCUUCCCCCAACCUGGUGCUCUCCAGAUCCUUUGGACUACAGUUUUAAAAAGCUCCAACCAGGAUGGGGGAAGGCUAGUCUAAAAUAAUGGCUUUGGAUUGGCAUUUAUUACAAUGCAUUCUGGUACUUUUAUGUUUCAUUGCGAAACCAAAGUUCCUUCCUUAAAAAAAAGGGGGGGGAGAGGAAGGCUUCUCUGUGUUUAGACAUUGUGUGACAGGCAGAAAUUCAACAGAUGACGAUCUACCCCCUGCUGCCUCUCUGUGCUAUAAAAGAAUCAUCUGUUGAAUUUCCUGACCAGAAAAUUAGGAAAGAGCACAUGGAAAUGUCUCAUUAAAGUUUAAACCACACUAGGCUUUAUGACGCAAACAGCCUUCACUGCAAAUAUCUGAUUACAUGUAUCCUAAAGUUGGCUUAGAUUUCUUAAAACAAGAAACUUGUCUAAAACUUGGGUGCCGUUGCCAGUGCGUGGGUCUCUGGUGUUUGGGCACAUCACCUUCCUCUCCCUGUGCGUCUCCUGAGACAUUUACGUGUUGCUGAUUUCCCCCUUCCAGAUCCUGGGACUCACAAACCCAGAGGGGAAGAAGAAGUACGUGGCCGCAGCCUUUCCCAGUGCCUGCGGGAAGACCAACUUGGCCAUGAUGAACCCCACACUUCCCGGCUGGAGGGUGGAGUGCGUGGGGGACGACAUUGCGUGGAUGAAGUUCGACAGUGACGGUCAGUUUGGAUCCAAAUGGGAGGAGCAGGGCGCAGCAUGCUUGCUGUGUCACGAGAGGCAGUACGGUGCAGUGGUUAGCGUGCCGGAAUGAGGGGACUUGCGUCCAAAUCUCUGCUCGCCUGCAAAGAUCACUGAAUGACCUUUGUCCAGUUUCACUCUCUCUCCCUCUCUCUCCGUGACUAACCCUACCACACAGGGCUCUUGUAUGGAUAAAAGUUAGGGGACUGGGAGCUGAUAUACCCACUCCCGAGCUCCUUGAAGAGUGGGAUAAAAAUGGGAAAAAAUAAAUACGCUUCAUAAGGGUGAGAAUGUGGCCCUUCAGGCAUCGCUGUGUGGCCCUUGGAACUAUCCCCAGGGCAUCUCCUCAGGCCGACUGACAACACUUCUGGCUUCCAAGGUGAUAUUUACACCUGGUGCUCCGCCUACUUUUGCCCCUGGCCCCACCCACCACGGGCAGGUGGCCCUUGGGCAGUUGCUCAGAGGAGAAUGUGGCCCCUCAGGUUGGAAAAGUACACAGAAAAGGUACUAACUCCAGGUUGUGCGCCUUGGCCACCUUCAAACCUGACAUUAAUAGUUCAAACCAUCAUGGCUUCACCCCAAAGAAUUAUGGGAACUGUCAUUUUGCUAAGGGUGCUGAGAGGCAUUAGGAGGACCAAUAUCACAAAGCUACAAUGCCUAGAGUUCCCUGUCAGGACAGUUAAACCACUGGGAGGGCAAAGCGAGCUGGUAAGAGGUGUGGCCUGCUGAGAGAGGGUGUGGCCUAAAGAGAAAUCUUGAGGGCCAGGCAGAUAGCCUAGUGGGUCCACAUUUGGCCCCUGGGCCUGAGGUACCGCCACCCCUAAUUUCCCAGGUUGUCCGUCGCUCAUCCCGUCUGCAGAUGGGGAGGUCAGAUCACCCGACCUCCCCAGUCUUAAGAUGGCUCAAAGGGGAAUAAUAACAACAACAACAAUUUAUUUAUUAUUUAUACCCCACCCAUCUGGCUGGGUUUCCCCAGCCUCUCUAGGCGGCUUCCAACAGAAUAUUAAAAUACAAUAGUAUAUUAAACAUUAAAAGCUUCCCUAAACAGGGCUGCCUUCAGAUGUCUUCUAAAAGUCAAAUAGUUGUUUAUUUUCUCGACAUCUGAUGGGAGGGCGUUCCACAGGGUGGGCGCCACCACUGAGAAGGCCCUCUGCCUGGUUCCCUGUAACUUGGCUUCUCGCAGUGAGGGAACCGCCAGAAGGCCCUAGGCGCCGGACCUCAGUGUCCGGGCAGAACGAUGGGGGUGGAGACGCUCCUUCAGGAAUGGCGGAUUUGGUAGAUGGAAGGAGAGAAGCUUGUGCAGAGACAGCGGCUCCUCGUAUGAAGGAGAGAAGGAAGCCUGGGGAAAUAGAGGCUCAAGAAGAGGCCCUGGGAUCCGGAGCAGAAUUUUCUGCGGCUCAUUAUCUUCUCCCCUCUCAUGCGUAGGCCGCUUGCGGGCCAUCAACCCCGAGAACGGCUUUUUUGGGGUGGCGCCCGGCACGUCCACCAGAACCAACCCCAACGCCAUGCACACCAUCCAGCGGAACACCAUUUUCACCAACGUGGCCGAGACCAGCGAAGGGGGAGUCUACUGGGAGGGCAUCGACCAGAUGAUCCCCGCGGGAGUGACCAUCAGCACCUGGCAGGGCAAGCCUUGGAAACCAGGCAAGGAUGGGCGGCUUGUUUGCAAAGGAUUCUGGGUAGCCGCACAGAACGGAGUGGGGAAUGGGGAGCGCAUAGAGCCCGGUAACCUGAACUUUCCCCUUCUCUUCCUGCCAAGGUGACGCGGGGCCAGCUGCCCACCCCAAUUCACGCUUCUGCGCGCCAGCCCGCCAGUGCCCUAUCAUGGACCCGGACUGGGAGUCCCCUAAGGGGGUCCCUAUCGAUGCCAUCAUCUUUGGGGGCAGGAGACCUGCAGGUAAGCUCCCUGGCCUCCCACUCCUCCUCCCAGACUCUGUGGGCACCCACUGAGUGACCCUCCUCUCUGAGGGACCCCACCCGCUAAACUGAUUUCCCCCCACAGGUGUGCCCCUGGUGUACGAAGCCUUCAACUGGCGCCACGGCGUCUUCGUGGGCAGCGCAAUGAGAUCGGAAUCCACCGCAGCUGCUGAACACAAAGGUGAGGACUCCCUGGGGCUUGGUGGAUCUGUUUUCUAUGUAGAUCUGGUUGCAUCUCAAGGGCUAAAGUCCAGGGAAGACCUGCCCACCCACCUUGGGUAAUGGAACCAAGGCCAUGGAGAGUACAGUGGUACCUCAGGUUACAGACGCUUCAGGUUACAGACUCUGCUAACCCAGAAAUAGUACCUUGGGUUAAGAACUUUGCUUCAGGAUGAGAACGGAAAUCGUGCCCCGGCGGUGCGGCGGCAGCAGGAGGCCCCAUUAGCUAAAGUGAUGCUUCAGGUUAAGAACAGUUUCAGGUUAAGAACAGACCUCCGGAACGAAUUAAGUACUUAACCCGAGGUACCACUGUACGUUUAAAUGAAGGGUGGGGAGAAUUUUUCAGCAAAAGGGAGACAUUCCCACCCAGGCAGGAUUCUGGGGCCUGCCCAACAGUAGUUGGCAAGGCCAGAGGAGCAACAACUGAGAAGUGUACCUUUGUAGUGGCGCCCUCCCGUCAGAUGUCAGUGUAAUUUUCGGUAGACAUCUGAAGGCAGCCCUGUUUCAGGAAGAUUUUAAUGUGUGACUUUUUCUGCAUUUUGGCUGGAAGCCUCUCAGAGUGGCUGGGGCAACCCAUUCCAGAUGGGCAGGGUGUAAGAAAGAAAUUAUUAGGAUUAUUAUGGGGAGAGUCUGAGGGCCAGCUAGAGAGGCCUGAAUAUUCCCAACUCCUGCUUUAAACCUUUGUAACUGGUGGAGCCAGAAAUGGGCAGACUGGCAGCAGUGGGGCAAUAAUAAGCGCAUGGUCCGAGUCUAAACCGAAAGGUGAGGUGUCAGAGCACAGGCUGAGCUCCAGAUACAAGGCAAAGACAGCAAGCAGGUAGCCCAGAACAGGUGGAGCCAAUCUGCCAGAUGUUCCUGCAACACAACUCCCAUCACCCCUGACCGUUGGCCAUGCAGAUGGGAGUUUUAGUCCACAACAUCAGCAGGGCACAUGGAUGACCCCUAUGCUUGAGCAUUGCUCCAGAGCUGAGAGACACUUAUUCUUUUUUUAUUCAUAUAUUCAACUUGUAUACCGCUUUUCCUUAGAAAUAAACCCUGGGGCGGUUCACAACACAACAAAAAUGUAGCAACGUUUGAGCACCAGAUGGUUUCAGUAUGACAAUCCAAAUAAUUCAUCGAGUUCAAUUCAUAUCAAAUAUAACAAGCAUUUGCAGUGCCAUCAAUUACAGUGGUAUCUCGGUUUUCGAACGUAAUCCGUUCCGGAAGACCGCUUGACUUCUGAAACAUUUGAGGUGUGGCCUGCAAAUUCAAUGAAGAAAAUUGAAAGAAAGCUCAGCAGAAGCUAUUCAACUUCUGAGGCGUGUUCGAAAACGGAAGCAUUUACUUCCGGAUUUUCGGCGUUCGGGUUCCAAAUCACUAAUCAACGAAGAUGUUCGAAAACUGAGGUACCACUGUAUUAUUAACAAUAAUAAAACCAGUAGCCUUCUAUUAUGAAGGAGCAGCGAGAUAUGUACCCUGAGGAGUAAAAUACCCGUAUUUUUCGCUCUAUAAGAUGCACCAGACCACAAGACGCACCUAGUUUUUGGAGGAGGAAAACAAGAGAAAAAAUAUUCUGAAUCUCAGAAGCCAGAACGGCAAGAGGGAUCGUUGCACAGUGAAAGCAGCAAUCCCUCUUGCUGUUCUGGCUUCUGGGAUAGCUGCACAGCCUGCAUUCACUCCAUAAGACACACACACACAUUUCCUCUUACUUUUUAGGAGGGAAAAAGUGAGUCUUAUAGAGCAAAAAAUACGGUAUAUGGAAAGAGGGAAGUUUUACUUCAGAGACAGCUUUACGAAGCUUAGUUUAACCUGAGGUGUACGCACACUUGUUUAAGGUAUCCUAUCCCUGCUCCCCUCCCUCCCCAAAUCAUUCCAGGCAAGCUCAUCAUGCACGACCCCUUCGCCAUGCGCCCGUUCUUCGGCUACAACUUUGGCCGCUAUCUGGAGCACUGGCUGAGCAUGGAGGGCCGUAAGGGAGUCCACCUUCCCAAGAUCUUCCAUGUCAACUGGUUCCGGAAGGAUGCGGCCGGGAACUUCUUGUGGCCGGGCUUCGGGGAGAACUCCCGUGUCCUCGACUGGAUCUUCCGCCGCGUCGACGGAGAGGAGAGUGCCAAGGAGACGCCCAUUGGCUACAUCCCCAAAGAUGGCGCCUUAGACCUGACAGGCCUCAGCAAGGUGAACUACCAGGAGCUUUUCUCACUGCCCAAGGAAUUCUGGGAACAAGAAGUGAGGGAAGUGAGGCAGUACCUGAUGGAACAAGUGAACGAGGACCUGCCCAAGGAAGUGAUGAAGGAACUGGAAGCCUUGGAAGCCCGGGUGAAGAAGAUGUGA